GUUGACCAAACAUUUUUGUUAGUGCGUCACAGCAAAAGUUCAACCAUAAUAAGUCGUCUUGUCUGAACUGAAAGUACGAAACUGCCUGCAAAAUUACAUUUAUUGUUAAUCAGUUUGCCUUAAAAAUGGAACCAGCUUGUAUGAAAAUGACCCUGUUGGUCUUCCUAGCCGUGUUUGCUAUGAGAGCAAGAUCCCAAACUCAGCAUAGCAUUGGGCCCUACACAACGAGCGAGACUGAGCGAUGUGUGUGCCAGCCACACAUCACAGUCAACCCGCCAGUUUGCGGGCGAUCCGUUCCCGUGAACUCCGGUACCGGCGGCUACAACUGUACGACCGUCCAGGAAAUACUUCGUACAGUAUCAAUAAAUCAAGAAGAUACAACACGUAAAGUAGAUACUGUUUCCUCCGAGCUGACCGAUACUAAACGUAUAGUCGAGGAAUUGCAGGACACAGUCUCAGCGGUCUCCUCGGAGGUCCAGGGUUUAAGACGACAGCUUGAAGAUCUUCAAGUGUCUGUUUCUAACUUGGUUGAAUUCCUUCAUGUUAGACUUAACCCUCGAAAGGAUUGUUCCGAGAUUCUUGCAAGGGGUGAAUUGAUCAGUGGCGUGUACCCGGUUCAACCUCUAGACUCCGGUGAAGCUUUCCAGGUAUACUGUGAUAUGGAAACAGACGGUGGUGGAUGGACGGUUUUCCAGCGGCGUCAGGACGGCAGUGUAGAUUUCUAUUUGGACUUUGCCAACUACAGCCGGGGCUUUGGGAAUCUAGAGGGAGAGUUUUGGCUGGGUAACGACAACUUGCACCGUCUGACUGCUCAGGGCGAGUACGAACUCCGCGUAGAUCUCACAGGCCUCGACGACGAUACCGGCUUUGCUAUUUAUGGCUCGUUCAGUGUCGCCGAUGUGAGCGACAACUACCGGCUUACAGUGGGAAGUUACUCUGGAACCGCAGCCGUGUUUGCUAUGAGAGCAAGAUCCCAAACUCAGCAUAGCAUUGGGCCCUACACAACGAGCGAGACUGAGCGAUGUGUGUGCCAGCCACACAUCACAGUCAACCCGCCAGUUUGCGGGCGAUCCGUUCCCGUGAACUCCGGUACCGGCGGCUACAACUGUACGACCGUCCAGGAAAUACUUCGUACAGUAUCAAUAAAUCAAGAAGAUACAACACGUAAAGUAGAUACUGUUUCCUCCGAGCUGACCGAUACUAAACGUAUAGUCGAGGAAUUGCAGGACACCGUCUCAACGGUCUCCUCGGAGGUCCAGGGUUUAAGACGACAGCUUGAAGAUCUUCAAGUGUCUGUUUCUAACUUGGUUGAAUUCCUUCAUGUUAGACGAUUGUUCCGAGAUUCUUGCAAGUGGUGGAUUGAUCAGUGGCGUGUACCCGGUUCAACCUCUAGACUCCGGUGA
Molecule: messenger RNA, 1403 nt
Organism: Asterias rubens (European starfish)
Lineage: Eukaryota; Metazoa; Echinodermata; Asteroidea; Forcipulatida; Asteriidae
Product: fibrinogen C domain-containing protein 1-like
Exons: 5
Coding region: 126-1403 (425 amino acids)
Source: RefSeq, a predicted model, not a curated record